This is a messenger RNA of Ilex paraguariensis (yerba mate), 591 nucleotides long. Lineage: Eukaryota; Viridiplantae; Streptophyta; Magnoliopsida; Aquifoliales; Aquifoliaceae. The record is from the annotation of a GenBank genome assembly.
AUGGAGGAAACUAAGAAUCAGCUUCAAGGCCUAAUCCAGGCAAGAACGGGUGGCGAGAACGGGUGGCGAGAACGGGUGGCGAGAACGGGUGGCGAGAACGGGUGGCGAGAACGGGUGGCGAGAACGGGUGGCGAGAACGGGUGGCGAGAACGGGUGGCGAGAACGGGUGGCGAGAACGGGUGGCGAGAACGGGUGGCGAGAACGGGUGGCGAGAACGGGUGGCGAGAACGGGUGGCGAGAACGGGUGGCGAGAACGGGUGGCGAGAACGGGUGGCGAGAACGGGUGGCGAGAACGGGUGGCGAGAACGGGUGGCGAGAACGGGUGGCGAGAACGGGUGGCGAGAACGGGUGGCGAGAACGGGUGGCGAGAACGGGUGGCGAGAACGGGUGGCGAGAACGGGUGGCGAGAACGGGUGGCGAGAACGGGUGGCGAGAACGGGUGGCGAGAACGGGUGGCGAGAACGGGUGGCGAGAACGGGUGGCGAGAACGGGUGGCGAGAACGGGUGGCGAGAACGGGUGGCGAGAACGGGUGGCGAGAACGGGUGGCAAGAACGCCUAUAUUGGGGUCAUCAGAGAAACCUAUUGUCUAA